This is a messenger RNA of [Torrubiella] hemipterigena, 2430 nucleotides long. The record is from the annotation of a GenBank genome assembly. NCBI's taxonomy places the organism in Eukaryota, Fungi, Ascomycota, Sordariomycetes, Hypocreales, Clavicipitaceae.
AAUGUUACUAGAACCACAGUUCCUCCUAUCCUUGUAGGGUUAUGCCUUGCGUAGACUUAUCUGCGUAUCUGAGACAGUUUACCACUCACGCGCCUACACCACCGCCACCACUAUAUACGCGUAGACAAAUCUACCGCUGUAUAACAUACGAUAUACUUGUCAUACAAAUAAGAUUAAAUGCAACACAAUAUCCAAUUGUAUGCAGUGCUUCGUUAGCCUACUCGACAAGCCCCUCGCGUCUAUCCAAGUCUAUAUUGUCACGAAUCGCAUUCAACAUAUCCUCCCAGCGCUCCUCCAUUGUCUCAUCAUCAUCAUGCUCGGAUGCAAUAUAAAAGUCCCCCGGAAGAUUGAUUGCGACGGUUCUCAAGGUGACUCCCGAGAUUGCUGCUGCUGCUGCUCUCCUCGCAGAAUACGAAGCUGCCGGAAACACCACUAUAAAUCGUAACAGCACACUUUACUACCGACGCUCGCGUCUGCAGCGUCGCCAAGGCACAUUCUGGAUGGAGCACAUGACUCACAAGGGAACUGUCCCCUGGGGAAACGACUCUGACUACAAGGUCUUCCGCAACGUUCUGGACUAUGGCGCGCGCGGAGACGGCAGUACCGAUGACACAGCUGCAAUCAUCAAAGCAAUGAUGGACGGCAAGCGUUGCGGCGAAAAGUGCAACGGCUCUACCACCAAGAACGCUAUUGUGUACUUCCCUCCGGCACGUACCUGGUUUCAAGAACAAUCCCCGUUGUCUUCGGCACGCAGCUUAUUGGUGAUGCUAACGAGUGGCCUGUAAUUAAGGCUGCAAGCAGCCUCUAUGGUCUUGGUGUACUCUCUACGGAUGAAUAUGUCCCCAAUGGUGGUAUUGGCGUUGACGGUAAAUCCAAAGAAUGGUACAUCAACACGGCCUCGUUCUAUAGACAAAUCCGCAAUAUCAAGAUUGAUAUUCGGGCAACUAUACCUGACGCCUAUGUCUGCGGUAUUCACUAUCAGAUUGCGCAAGCUACCAGUCUGCAGUUUGUGGAAAUCGUGGCGGAUUCAUCCACUACGCAACAGGGUAUCUACUCUGAGAACGGCAGUGGCGGUGUCUUGGCUGAUAUCACGUUCCGCGGCGGUAACUUUGGCUUGUAUGGUGGUAACCAGCAGUUCACGGCGCAAAGAUUGCGCUUUAUUGGUUGUAAUACAGCUGUCCAGGUCAUGUGGGAUUGGGGAUGGAUCUGGAAGUCUAUUUCCAUUCAGGAUUCACAUAUUGGCUUCAAGCUCCUCGUCGAGCAAGGCGGAGGAGGAGGUUCAGACGGCUUUGUUGGAUCUGCUUCCUUUAUGGAUUCCAAGUUUGACAAUGUUGCCACAGCUAUCAUGAUGGGCGUUCCCGAAGACAAGCCUGGCACUGGAACUACCGGUGUCGUGCUGGAGAAUGUGGAGUUCACUAAUGUCAAUGCCGGUAUUGUCGACACGUCUGGCACUACUCGUCUUACAGGCGGAAGUCGCCACAUCGCUUCAUGGGUUGCCGGUCCCUCUACGAGGGCAAAAACCGCACCUUUUCCACAGGCCAAGAUACCAAGCCGUACCAUCGUGAGCCAACCCUGCUUGACUUAUCCAAAGGAGCGGAGACUGCGGCAUACUAUGAACGCCCGAAGCCCCAGUAUCAGAGCAACUUGCCAGGUGACUUUGUCCAUAUCAAGGAUCUCGAUUACCAUUGGCGCGGAAUACUCUCUAGUAUCAGACGGUAAAGGCGUGCUUGCUAGUGACAACGAGGCCGUCCCUGUUCACCCGCGAUGGUCUCAGAUUUCGCUAUACGACGACAAGCCCUCCGGCAAAGGCCAACACAUCUCGCCCGAGAUGGCCACUGUUAUCCCCAUGGCGCACACCACCGUUGCCCCCAAGGCUACCUUUACUGUGAGUGAAGCUGCGGUGAUGGACAUUGUCCAACUGCACUUUGAUGGAAACCAGAACAACGCGCCUGGUCCUGGUGACGACGUCUGUCCUGCUUGUUCCUUCUUCCGCCUCAUCACAUCCACAUGCUGUGGUAUUGGCGGAAGCAUUGGUAAUCCAGUUGUCUUCCCCGCGGAUGUUGCCGUUCCUCUUGAUAUCCCACUGCCCGCAGGCUUCACGCCGCCGCUACCCUUCAAAUCAACAAAGGGCGACAAUGUGCCGGCGGGAAAGCCAUGUUUGACGAGUGCCAAACCGAUUCAACAGAGUUCAAGGAAGGCGGCCUGGCUAUUAGUCCUUGCUUCGAACUAUCUAUGGAGGUUAAUGCCGAAGAAUGGAGCUAGCUGCUUGUUAUUUGUUCUCCCAUUUUCCAUUUAAGGAUAAUCUUGCAUAGCUGGUGGCCUAGCAAGAGCCGGGGGGGAUUGUUGAAAAGGAUCUUCACAUAAUUCUAGGUUUAGAAACAGGAUUACUGCCUUUUGAUUUUAUUUAGUGUAAUAAGACUAUUAGUUGUU